AUGUCACGAAAUUCGGUAAUCCAGCAUAGUUUGCCAUGUCCUCCAUUGCAGCAGGAGGAAGUUGAUCAGCUUAUUCAUGGGAUGUUGAAUGCUUGCGGCGGAGAACGUCCCAUUAGUGAAUUGAUCACUUUGGAAAAGCUUUUCUUUGUACGAAUGAUCGGUUCAUUUUGA
This is a messenger RNA of Loa loa (African eye worm), 171 nucleotides long. RefSeq lists its product as hypothetical. Lineage: Eukaryota; Metazoa; Nematoda; Chromadorea; Rhabditida; Onchocercidae. The coding region runs from base 1 to 171 and encodes 56 amino acids. The transcript has a single exon. The record is from RefSeq and is a predicted model, not a curated record.